AUGGAUACUACGCGCCAAACAGUCGAGGACGCUGAUCUUAGCCGACUCAACGACCAGGACAAGGCCGAGCUUCGACAAUUCCUCGCCCUCGAGUCGAAGAGGUCCGAGAUUCAGGCCAAUACUCAUGCGUUGACGGAGGUUUGCUGGAAGAAGUGCAUCACCGGCGCGGUCCGAGGACCCAAGCUUGACAAGAGCGAGGAAUCCUGCUUGACGAAUUGCGUCGAGCGAAUCUUGGAUAUCAACUUCCUCACUGUUAAACACCUUGAAAAACUACGACAAUAG
This is a messenger RNA of Scedosporium apiospermum, 282 nucleotides long. RefSeq lists its product as uncharacterized. The record is from RefSeq and is a predicted model, not a curated record. The transcript has 2 exons. Bases 1 to 282 code for a protein of 93 amino acids. NCBI's taxonomy places the organism in Eukaryota, Fungi, Ascomycota, Sordariomycetes, Microascales, Microascaceae.